AUGUCAAGAGCCGGAAUAGCCAUGCUUAAUUCCACCUUGGCUUUAUCUGCUGUGACACGGCGGUGGCUCAAACCAAUUGCACACACUUCGAAUUUGGUCAAUGAUACUGGUCGCCCUUGGAUUAUCUACAAAUCAACUCUGGACCAAAACCCUAUCAAUCCCGUCAUCGAUGUCUACACUAGUUAUGGCUCAUUAGGACUGUAUAGCUCAUAUCUUGGGCUUGUGCCCGAUUAUAAUGUCGGCUUCGUUAUUCUCGCAGCAGACGAAGUGGCCGCGGCUGAUCUUAAUGUUCAUGUCGAUGUUGUCGCCGAUGUGCUCCUACCAGAGCUUGAAAAAGCGGCACUCAGCCAGGCAGAAUAUGUGUACUCUGGAGAGUACAGAUCAAAUAACCUGACAGCUUCUCUGAUUAUCGAAGAUCCGCAUGACUUGCCGGGCUUGUCCGUGUCCAACAUCACAGUGGUAUCAACAGACAUUCGCGAAGAACUUGCAAGGCUUAUGGGGACUUCGCCGUCAGCACUGAGUAUCAGACUUUACCCAACAGACUUAACUGAGAAAAUCUCGUCUGGAGAGACAAGGAUUGCCUUCAGGGCAGUUUUCCAGGAUCAAGAUGCUCCCAUUGAUGCCGGAACGCCGACGUGUGUCACAUGGCUGAGUGUCGAUGCACUGAACUAUAAUGGCAAACCGCUGGAUUUAUUUAUUUUCAAUGUUACCAAGGAAACAACAAGUGUCGAAAUCCCGGCACUUAACUUGGAAAUGACGAAGAGAGCUAAAUAG
Molecule: messenger RNA, 774 nt
Organism: Exophiala oligosperma
Lineage: Eukaryota; Fungi; Ascomycota; Eurotiomycetes; Chaetothyriales; Herpotrichiellaceae
Exons: 1
Coding region: 1-774 (257 amino acids)
Source: RefSeq, a predicted model, not a curated record